AUGGUCGCGCUGAUUGUAGUGAUCUUCUUCCUUCUGCAGCAGGUGCAGCACCGGAAGCACUACGCAUGUAGAAAAAGUUCUUGACCGAAAGCUUCAUGUCGACCUGCUUUGAUUGUUUUGAUUUCUUCGGUCCUCAUGGGUCCUCUCAUGAGGCUUCGCAUGCACAAGCAGAACGAGCACCAGCGAGUUGCUUUGUCAGUUUGGUUGCAUGAUCAUGACUUUGCUGUGAGCGUCUGCAGGAGGUGCACCUUGGCGCACCGUUGUAGGACAGAAGUGCUCUAAUUGAAGUAGAGACAAAAGCGGUCGACCGGACGAGGGGCCGUCCCUGUAUGUGUUGUCCUUGACGAGCAGCGGCGAGGCAAUGAAGCCGGUCAGCGUAAUUUUUCUCUGCGAUAUCAAUUCCUUGCUAAACAAGUCUCCUCGUCGAAGACCGGCGGCGCAGCGGUGGCGCCAGAGAACCAAAAUAUAUGCAAACGCGCAGCUGCUUGAGCCACAGCGAGAUCCCGGCACUGCUCUGGAGAAUGCUCUUGGAACUCGGGGAACGGCGACGCGUAGUGCUGGCGGUGCUGCAAUUGCGACUUCGACUUACAGAAGGCGCGGAAAUAAAACUCCACGGGAGCAGCAGAAUCGCGGAUCUGUGGCAUCCCAGCGGCCGAGUACGGUUCGAGAUUCGACAUACGUGCUUACCUUGCCGCGGAUCGAUCCUUAUCGAACAGGAAACGCACUACCUGUCGCUUGUUCCGCUCUGUCCACCUAUGACGUGGACCUAUCGACGUCCCAAAGCAUUGGCAUUGCAUCAAAUUGAUUGUGUUUAUUUGUCAUAUCUUCAUCUGUUCGUCUUGCACUUGCAGCUACGGUUGUAAUCGCAGAAAGUUCUUUUGAUCUUGUUCUCGCUUGCCACGGAGUUGUUCUCGACCUUGCAUGUACAACUCCGGCAGUUACAACAAUGAUUUUUUCAAAUCCCCAGCAAUGGAAAAAAGUGGUAGGCGCGAACUGCAAACGACAGGAUUGUUUUUUCUGCGCGAUAACGCCGCUCCCACAGUACUACUGAAACGAAGAGCGCCAGCGGGCGACCCCGUCAAAGUCAACCAACCACUCAACCACGGAGCUGGAGCGCUGGAGGGCAUCGCAGAAGAGGACUCGUUUACAGGCACAGCGCUUCCGGUGGGCCGUGAUCCGGCGCUGUGGUUGGCGAACCGACAUCAGGCCAGACUGGCGAAAACGCCAUAUGAGUUGUAAAUCGGACCAGCUUCGUUGUUUGGUCGGCAUCGGCAACGAAGGCAGUUAGAAGCUGCUCUUUUUUUUCUGUAUUUGUGUGAUGGAGGUGCUUACUAUUGAGCCUCAUUAUUUUUCUCUUCUACGCCCGCUUCGCCGUGCUUUAAAAGCGUCUAAUUGGUGAUAUGACAAUACGAGCGGAUUAUAGCAAAGGAGGGGUGGGCGUGGGCUAGCAAUAGCAGAUGCAUUUUCUGCGGCCGUCCAGUAGGUUACCGAUACCGACGCAAGAAUGAGUACUGAUUUGCAAUGCAUAGGCGACCACCGAUGCUAAGCCCCUUUGCGGGCGGCUCCGUGAAAAACUCUGAAGCAGCCGCACUCAUUAUGCGUCCAGGUAACGCAGGGCAUCAGCCUCAGCCGUAUCAAUUUGCGGGCCCAGUUAUCAGACAAAACAAGGCUAGCAUAAGCAUGGCGCAUUUCGGUUUAUUCAAGAUUUUUUCCGCUCAAAUUAAGGAGCGCAGACGCAAUUCUCGUUAUGUAUUCAAGAAGCACGCGCACCACUGUCAUACGUGUUCCGAUAAACGUUCUGAUGUUCUUGUCCAUGUGCCUGUGAUGCAUGGUAGAGAUGAUCUAAUGUCCGAAGCAGAUUAGAUGUCAGACAACAUUCGCAAUGAGUGUGUUUUCAUCUCACGGAGAACAGAUGGAGCAGGAUGGCACUUAUGCUAGUAUUUUGUUAUUUAAGUCGAUACAGAGGACCAGGACACCAGCAUCGGCGUGGCCGGUAGGAGGCAUGACGGAGGCCAACGAGCUCUCCGACGACGGGAGUGACAUGGCAAACUCAGUGUACAUUGUGGAUGCACUUUCGUCUCUGGAUACAGAACCAACUACUGAGUACCUCCGCGUAGCCGGCGGCGACGACACAGGCCCUCCUGCGCGUGCAGCGAAACACAGGCCGGAAACUACCUACCUGCGCGUGCUGCGAAACGCGAUGGCUGCAGAGGAAGCGCGCGCUGACAUGGGUACAAUCACGCCCUCCGGGCCCGCGCCACCACCAGAAUCCUAG
Molecule: messenger RNA, 2275 nt
Organism: Amoebophrya sp. A120
Lineage: Eukaryota; Dinophyceae; Syndiniales; Amoebophryaceae
Source: the annotation of a GenBank genome assembly